Messenger RNA from Pararge aegeria (speckled wood butterfly), 10530 nucleotides. RefSeq names its product zinc finger homeobox protein 3 (gene zfh2). Lineage: Eukaryota; Metazoa; Arthropoda; Insecta; Lepidoptera; Nymphalidae. Bases 82 to 8394 code for a protein of 2770 amino acids. The transcript has 5 exons. The record is from RefSeq and is a predicted model, not a curated record. Gene Ontology annotation, cellular component: nucleus. Gene Ontology annotation, molecular function: DNA-binding transcription factor activity, RNA polymerase II-specific; zinc ion binding; RNA polymerase II cis-regulatory region sequence-specific DNA binding. Gene Ontology annotation, biological process: regulation of transcription by RNA polymerase II.
CGCAUGGCUCACUCAGGAUGUGCAACCGCUGUUUUUUAUCAGAAGGAGAGCAUGUGAUGCCGGCCUUUGACGCCCGGCGCCAUGCCCACGCCGCUGCAGCCCGGCGGCCCCGCUAGCGGCCCGCCUCCGGAGCGCAAGCGGCGCCGCAAGCGCGACGAUCCCCAAAGUUCAGCCGCGCUCGAGCCGGACGAAGACGACGGCAAUAUGAGCCCCGAGGAGGAGCCGCGGAACGCUCCUGCGGCCCCAGCGGCACCCACCCCGGCACCAUCGUCCGCGCCAGCGCCCACGUCUCCUCCAGCCGCACCGGACGCCGUCGACCUCACCUCGCGCCGAGAUUCACCACCCCUCUCCUCCGAUGUAGAACAUUUUGAUGGCAAGAUCGUCUACAACCCUGACGGAUCUGCGUAUAUUAUCGAAGAUCCAGAAAUCUCGGAGGGCGAGACGAGCUUGCCUGAUCUGCCCAAAAUUGAACCUGGGUGCAUAGUGGACAGUCGAGACCGAAACGUGGUUGAAAGGCAACUCGAAUUCCCUCAAAUUGCUAGUGCAUUCUACGUAUCGAGGAAUCCAUCACUAUAUGGAGCUUUAUACGGAAGAUUGGCUGCUGAGAGAGCACGAGCGAGGCCAGACGCACCAGUGAUGCAUAGUUAUCGAGUGUUUAGUUUUCGUGGUGGAAAAGACGCUCCUAGACCAUCGUCUCCAAUGCCGGAGUGCCCUAUUAUCGUACCGGUUAAACCGAUACUUAUGUGUUUUAUUUGUAAAUUGAGUUUUGGAUACGCCAAAUCUUUUGUAGCGCAUGCCCAAUCCGAUCACAGUUUAUCAUUACUUGAUACAGAAAGAGAUGCCCUAUCAAGAGAAAAUGCAUCGGCAAUCAUACAGUGCGUUGGAAAGGAUAAAGAACCCCUAGUCUCAUUUUUGGAACCCGUUGGGGCUGCUGCACCACCACGUGCUUCAAUGUCGGGCAGUCCUGCCAAUAUAUCAGAACUAUCCAGUCCUUCCAUGGAUAAGCGACCGGAUGUAAUAACGCCAGAGAGAGAAAACGAAUCAAUGUUGUUACCCAAUGGAUCCUGUGAUGACAGAAGACCUAGUCCGCCAUCUUGGAGGCCACCUAGAUCGAUGACUGAAUCAUUGAUUCCACAACAUUCCAUGAUUUCAGUUGCACAUCCGCACACAAUAAAUGCGUCUGUACAACAUCGUAGUAGCCCUAAUUCAUCCCCACCGUUUCAAACAGCACCUCCAGCUUUUCUUUCUGGUACAACGAUAGGAGUAUGCCCAGAUCAUCUCGGAGGUCGACCCUCUGGAGCUGAUUGUCCAAAAUGCGAGCUUAUUUUAAAUUCAGGAAGAUUAGGUGGCCCAUUGGCUGGCAUGCAUAGUCGAAAUUCCUGUAAAACAUUAAAAUGUCCAAAGUGUAAUUGGCAUUACAAAUAUCAAGAAACAUUAGAAAUACAUAUGAAAGAGAAACAUCCAGAAGCAGAAACAAGUUGUAUUUAUUGUAUUGCUGGUCAACCACAUCCACGGUUAGCACGUGGGGAAACUUACACCUGUGGAUACAAACCUUACCGAUGCGAAGUGUGCAAUUACUCGACCACGACAAAAGGAAACCUAAGCAUACACAUGCAAUCUGACAAACAUCUGAAUAAUAUGCAGGAGUUGCAGAAUGGUGGCAACCCUGCUGAAGGAAACUUACCACCAGCCCAGCAUACGCCACCAGGAGUUCAUAAACCUCCACUACCCCACCAUUCGCCCUUGGGUCAGAAACCAAAGCCAACAUUUCGAUGUGAUGUAUGCAAUUAUGAAACUAAUGUUGCACGUAAUUUAAGGAUACAUAUGACAUCGGAAAAGCAUACCCAUAAUAUGCUUGUCCUUCAGCAAAAUGUCAAACACAUGCAAACAUUGUCAGCUCUUCAUCACCGACAACAAAGUCACCAGCAGUUAGAAAGUUUGUUACAUUUUCACGGUAGCGAUGCUCCUCCACCCAACCCAGAGGCCGCUUUAGCUGACAUGGCGUACAACCAAGCUCUGAUGAUUCAGCUUAUGACUGGUGGCCCUGGACCCUCUCCCCCAGAAUUAGGUGCUCAUUUAGAUGUUGGUUUAAAUCCAGAGGCUAUGGAACCACCACCAGAACCAGCGGAUCCAGAACCAGAAAGAACGUUUCACUGCUGCAUUUGCAACUGCUUUUCAACAGAUUCUUUAGAGGCGUUGGGUCAUCAUCUCGCACAAGAUCGCACAAAGAUCAGAGAACAAGAAAUAUUAGCUUUAGUAGCCGGUCACUACGUUUGUAAAUUAUGCACAUACAAAACUAAUUUAAAGGCAAAUUUUCAAUUGCAUUGCAAAACGGACAAACAUCUACAAAGGCUACAGCAUGUUAAUCAUGUAAAGGAAGGUGGUCCAAGAAAUGAAUGGAAAUUAAAGUUCUGUGGCGGUGUAGGGACUGGUGGUGCAGGGGUCGGUGGGGUGCAAGUCAGAUGUUGUGCUUGUGAUUAUUAUACAAAUUCAGCACACAAACUGCAACUGCAUGCCGCUGGAGCCAGGCACGAAGCUGCUGCCCUACUGCUAAGACAUUUACGAGACUGUGCCUCGAGGAUACCUCGGGAACGUCCUCGAGUAUACCGAUGUGCGUUAUGUGGCUUCGGUGCACCACAUAGACUGUCACUCCUACAACACGUACGCUCGGUCAAACAUUUGCAAAUGGAACAAAUCCAUCAACUUCAACGCCGGUCUGAAGGCAAAGACCCGACGCCGGAUGUUGCUGAGCUGUUCCAAGUCAUCCCUCAACCGCCUGAGCUACCGAGUCCAUUUGAUCAACAAGACAAUGAUAAGGAGCCAAUCGAUCAAAAACCAGAAUUAACGCAAGAGCAAAAGAUGAUGCGGUUUUUAGAACAACACCAACAACAGGUUGUUCAGCAACAACAACAGCAGCAACUUCAACAUCACCAACAGCAAGUUGCCCAACAACAAUCUCAACAAAGUAGCAGUGACAAAGAUGACGAACAAGAAACACCUGGACCACAUGUCUGUCCGUAUUGCAACUUUAGCUGUAACGGUGAACACAGAUUAUCUGCACAUGUCAACUCAGUUCACGGCGACAACGUUCGGCACUUCAUUUGUCCUCUAUGCCAAGAUGCGUUCAAAGAGAGACCGGCCUUAGAAAGGCAUGUUAUGCAGAUUCAUUCUGUAAACUCAGAAGGAUUGCAACGGCUGCUGCUUCUUGUAGAUCAAAGCCAUUGGCUAAAUGGUGCAACCCAAUCGCAGAGAGAGGAGUCGAGACAAAAUGAAGAGAAUGAAAGAGAAAUCUCAUCGCCUCGUUCUGAAGGCAGCGUUGACGGUGAGAUGGAACGAUGUUCAACGUGUAAUCGCACAUUUCGCAAUGUUGACGAAUUAUGCCAACAUCAAAAUGAAUCUGGUCACUUGGAACUAAAGCAAACACCGCAAGGACCAGGCUAUGUUUGUUGGAAAAAAGGUUGUAAUCGGUAUUUUGAUUCUGCGCACGCUUUGCAAAAUCAUUUUAGAGAAGCUCAUGCGCGUAAUUCUAUUGCAAAUAUGUCGGUCUCGGAGAAACAUGUAUAUAAAUACCGAUGCAAUCAAUGCAGCUUGGCAUUCAAAACGGUUGAAAAAUUGCAAUUACACUCUCAAUACCAUGUCAUACGCGAUGCUACGAAAUGUGUUCUAUGUGGACGAAGCUUUAGAUCUGUGAUGGCUCUUCAGAAACAUGUUGAAACAUCACAUCCUGAACUUUCAGAAGAAGAUCUUUCGGCUUUCAAAAGAAGUCUUGCCUCUAAUCCUUUACUACAAGCUGGACACGGUGUUGUUUUAGAUGCUGCUACUGCAGAUUUACUACGCAAAGAAGCGCUACGAACUCCUGAAGAUGAACUUGAAAUGGAAGACAGAGACUCGAGUGCAACAGCUAAUGAUGAAUCCGGACAUAACGAUGCCGAAAACUCAGACGAUUCAAUAAUUUACAAAGAUCAGCAAUUCCUUGAAGACUAUUUAAAUUCACAGGCAAUGGCAGAAGACUCCUACAAUGAUCCUAACAGAAAAUAUAAAUGCCAUCGAUGCAAAGUCGCUUUCACACGCCAAUCAUAUUUGACAGCACACAACAAGACUCUUCUACACAGAAAAGGCGAGAAACUAACAUACCCCAUGGAAAAAUAUCUCGAUCCAAACAGACCAUUCAAGUGUGAUGUGUGCAAGGAAUCUUUCACGCAAAAGAAUAUCCUACUUGUUCAUUACAAUAGUGUUAGUCAUUUGCACAAAUUAAAACGUGCUAUGCAAGAACAACAGAAUAAUAAUAAUCCACCCGUCUCGCCCGGUGCUGGUACUGCUCCCUCCAAUUUAACACUUACACCUAAAAGUACGUCUAGCGAGGAGGAUGAUCGUAAAAGAUACAAGUGUAACAUAUGCAAAGUUGCGUACACGCAAGGAAGCACACUUGAUAUUCACAUGAGGUCGGUUUUACAUCAAACGCGAGCGGGUAAACUGCAGGAGCUCGCCGCCGCAGGCCACGUGGACUUGACACGGCCUUUAGUAGAGCAGCCGGACAGGAACGACCCCGCCAAAAUUUUACAAGACGUGUUGUCGCCGAAAAAUACAUCCCCUUCGUCUACGAGCAGCGGGGGGCCGCGUUCCUCACCCCCCGCUCGCCCAGGUAGUCCGCGAUCCCCUCGUGCAGGUAGCGCCUCGUGCGAGCGCUGCCACGCGUCAUUCCCAACUGGGGAGCUACUCGACGCACAUCGCGCAACUUCAUGCCCGUUUGGAGAUGCGCGGGCGCAUUCGCCGCUCGGUGACGCAGAAGCAGCGGCUAUAGACGAGAUGGUAGCAAAGGGCAACCCGCCCAAAAGAAACUCACAAAUGUAUAAACAACUACUUGAGACAUUCGGAUUUGACCUUGUGAUGCAGUACAAUGAGAACCAGCGGCGCAAAAUGCAAGAGGAGCGCGAAAUGGCUCGCGCGCCAAGUCCACCGCCGCCUCCGCCCGAGGAAAAGCCCCCAGACAGUGAGACAAAAUCGACGUGUCAACAUUGUAACAAGGAGUUUUCUAGUGUUUUUGUUUUAAAGACCCACUGUGAAGAAGUGCAUAAAGAUAAAGUUCCUCUCGAAUUUUUGGAGCAGUUCGCGGAACAGUUUAAAUCGGAAUAUGAGAGGAAGUCCGGUGCUCCUAACUCACCGCGGGCUGCGUCUCCCGCGCCGCAGGGUGACCGUUCACCGUCGCCUCGUGGUGACACCAGUGGGAACUUUAACGAAAAUGCAAACGGUCCGGGCGAAGCACAGGCUGGAGCUCUAUUGGCUGCACAAGUGCAAGAGAUGCAGGCUGCUUUGAAUAUGCUGCAGUUGCAACAACAGCUCGGACAGUUGCACCCGAUGAUGGCUCAAAUGUUGUCACUAGGACUUCCGUUGGGCUUGAACAUGGGUGCCCUGGCGGCCAUGAACCUUCAGCCGCCCCUGGUGUCGCUCAUGUUGCCACCACCGCCCUUCGACGCCAUGCCCUUCGCUCAUGACGCUCAGAUGAAACAGCAACAGCUGAUCCAGCAACAGCAGCAGGCGAACGCAGCAGCGGGUCAAAAACGAGCUCGCACGCGAAUCACUGAUGAUCAGUUGAAAAUAUUACGCUCGCACUUUGACAUUAAUAACUCUCCAAGUGACGAGGCUAUUGCAAAAAUGGCUAAACAGUCUGGACUCGCGACUAAGGUCAUCAAACAUUGGUUCCGGAACACGCUCUUUAAAGAGCGCCAACGCAAUAAAGAUUCGCCUUACAACUUUAAUAACCCUCCAUCUACUACUUUAAAUCUUGAGGAGUAUGAGAAGACUGGGGAAGCCAAAGUAACACCUUUAGAUUCUUCAGCUAGCUCUGACGAAGGCAAACCACCGCCUGAAAAAAAAGCAAAAACUGAGGACACAUUAGCGAUAAUUAACCAGCAAGAAGUUAAAUGUGAGCCAAUUGACGAGCCUACCAUGGAAGAGAAAUACAAUUCGUAUGACGACCGACAUCAAGAAGACAGAAGUUACAGUUUUCCACAAAUGCCUCUCCCAAGUCCAGCGUUAAUUUCUUCUGAAGUUAUACAUAAUAUUUCGAGACCACAAACACCCACCCACGUGUCCCUCAAUUCUCUAAUACAGUCCCAAUUAGAUUCGAUACCGGCUACGAGUAUACCGCAGCCUCCGCAUCCUUCGAUGCUACCACCAAAACUAAAUCCUAAUUUCACGUCCCCAAACUCCGCGCCCCCGAACGUCCUACCUUUGACCCCAAAUCGCAGCCUCAGUCCUGGCAGAGGACCGGCCGAUUUCGGACUUUCCGGGGGCAACUCGAACGGAUCCAACAGCUCGGGGUCUUCUGGCAAACGCGCCAACAGAACUAGAUUUACUGACUAUCAAAUCAAGGUUUUGCAAGAAUUUUUUGAAAACAAUGCAUAUCCAAAAGAUGAUGACUUAGAAUACCUCUCAAAGUUAUUGGGGCUCAGCCCUAGAGUUAUCGUUGUGUGGUUUCAAAACGCGCGUCAAAAAGCAAGAAAAGUGUAUGAAAAUCAGCCGGCAGCAGAUCCACCAGCUGGCUCGAUGGACGACGCUAAUAGAUUUCAAAGAACACCUGGCCUCAAUUACCAAUGUAAAAAGUGCCAACUUGUAUUCCAACGAUAUUACGAAUUAAUAAGACAUCAGAAAACUCAUUGUUUUAAGGAAGAGGAUGCGAAACGAUCGGCGCAGGCGCAGGCGGCUGCCGCUCAAGUAGCUGCUACAUUAAGCAGUGAAGAUUCAAAUUCAAGUACCGUAGAACACCACGUUCCGCAUGUGCCAGUAUCACCGGCACCACCUCGCACACCCACGCCUGCAGCCCCUAACUAUCCGGUAUCACCGGCCCCUCCGGCGCCGCAUACGCCGCAUACACCUGUCACUCCACUUACUCAUCAACCCAGAGAGGAAAAAGAUGGUAAUUUUCAGUGUGAUAAAUGCAACCUAGUCUUCCCACGAUUCGACUUAUGGCGAGAACAUCAACUAGUUCACAUUAUGAACCCAAACUUAUUCCCCACAUAUCCACCUGAUUCCCCUUUUGGAAUCUUACAACAACACGCUCAAUUACAACAACUCAACGCAUCAUUAACAAACGAGGAAUCACGCCAUCCAUUAGUAGCAGCAUUAAACCAACAGGUUGCAAAAAGAAAAUUUGAUGAGUUUGAGGAUGCAGACACGGGAGAACAACCAAAAGAUAAACGCUUGAGGACCACCAUUUUACCCGAACAAUUGGACUACCUCUAUCAAAAGUACCAAAUAGAAUCAAAUCCCUCACGAAAAAUGCUGGAAAAUAUUGCCCGCGAAGUGGGAUUAAAAAAAAGAGUAGUUCAAGUUUGGUUUCAAAAUACACGAGCACGGGAGAGAAAAGGUCAAUUUCGAGCUCACGCUCAGGUCAUUAAUAAGCGUUGUCCCUUCUGUCCUGCAUUAUUCAAAGUAAAAAGUGCACUGGAAAGCCACCUUAGUACAAAACACGCUGACCAGUGUGCACGAGGAGAAAUAAAUGUUGAUGCACUUCCAGAUGAAGAACUGAGCACAGAAUCCACACCAAGUUUUGGCUCACAGCAAAGUGACAGACAGCAAAAUUUUUCCCAAGCGGGGGCUCCCAUGUUGCCCCCUAUUUUUCCGCCUUUCCACUCAGACAUGGAGAAGUUUAUCAAGCAGUACAGUGAGGAGUCUAUGAAGCGAUACGUUAGUGAGCUCCAAGCACAUGCUGCUGCACAACAGAAUGGUAGUAGUGGAAACGAACCCUCUGAGAGGCGAGCAGAACAUGGAAAAUCAGAAAUACCUUUAGAUCUCAGCAAACCUGUUGACCUGUCACGGCCGGGAUCAGACGCCGAUGAACGCUCAGAUACCGCAUCUGAGACAAUGGAAUUUUACGAAGAAGAUGAACCGACGUCACCUAUACCGGGCCAACAACAAACGCCUAGACCCCUCGGGAAACGCUUUCGAACUCAAAUGUCUUCCGUUCAAGUUAAAAUCAUGAAGUCACUGUUCGGCGACUAUAAAACGCCGACAAUGGCAGAAUGUGAGUCACUCGGAAGAGAGAUUGGGUUACCGAAGCGCGUGGUUCAAGUGUGGUUCCAAAACGCAAGGGCUAAAGAAAAGAAAGCGCGUCUCGCAGCUGGUCUCCCAGAGAUAUCCGACGCGCAACCACCGGAGGAGUGCAGAGUGUGUGAUUUUAAGUACAGUCACAAGUAUUCAGUGCAGGACCAUGUGUUUACGCGCGGUCACAUCGCGACUGUGCGUGCGCGGCUGGAAAGCAACGUUGGUGCGGCGGACGACAGCACGCUCGCACUCAUGCAGAUGGCAGCACGACUGGAGGGCGGGCUUGGAAGCGAGCUUCACAACGCGUUUCUGCGGCCACAACUCGCCGGCAACGGUGAGUGCACUACUUGACAGCGGUCCACGUCGUUUAGUGCUUCCGAGUGCUACGCGACUAUGGACUUCCUAACGUAGAACCUCGCAGCGGCGAGCUUCGCUCUCGUGAGUAAUGUUUCCGAUGAAAUUUCACAAAAGCAACCCAGUUGAAGAGCGAAGCUCAGAGUGUGCCGUGACGGUCGUUGGUCUAUUUUCCUACUAGUGAGUCCUUUUGUAAAUAAUUUUAGAUGUUACGCGAUAUUGUUACGCAAAGCCUAAGUGAUGUUAAUUUUCAAUGCCGACAAUUAUCAUAACUUCGAGAUUACAUUAACAUUGUCAAACGUGUGCGUCAGAUACGUCGCGCGGACGCAACGCUCGUUGCCCCGUAAUAACAACACGUACGCGACCAAUUCAAUCUCUGAAAUUAUUUCGUAAUUCAAAUAAUUACAGAGUGCCACUUGAAGCGUGGUGAUACCGUGACUAAAAUGGGAUAUAAACAUUUCUUGUAAAUAAAUUUUGUCUCGUCAUCGUAGAAGUAGUAUUUGAACUUUGUUUUACGGUUUUUGUAGAGAGUGAUAGGUUGGUCGUGUCGUGGUGACUGGUGAGGAGUGAGAGGCGUGCCGGGAGUGCCGGCGGGCCGGUGGGCGUCUCUCUCUGAGCCGCCGCUAUUUAAAUGCAAACGAACACAACAAUGGUAGGAGUUAGGACGCGUGAAGGACGUCGUAUAUCUAAUGCGACCGAUCUGGUGCACAUGCAUGUCUCCACAUGAAUAAUCAAUUAUUCAAAUUACGCCAAUCAAAAGACUUUCUCGGAAACCCUCCGCAAAUGUCAAUAGCUCCUUUUUGUUUUAUCAACUUUUUAUAUAAAUGUGUAAUAAUCCGCCGCAUUGAAAAUCAGCAUCCUGAGUUUGCGUAACGUACUAGUAAUCUGUUGCAUAAUAUUAUUCUUCCUAGUUGUUCUAUUUAAAACUCCUAUUAGGUAUUAGAGACUUGUCGAUUGUUGUAGGAUUGUAAUGAAAACCAAAUUAUAUAUUAUAGAGAAUUUAAAACAUUUAGUUAUUAUGUAAAGUCAAAGCGAAGCCUGAAGUCUUUAUAACUAUUUAAAUAAGGUGCCUUGUAGGAUUCAAGUGUUUGUAAAUUAUUUUCCAGAGCUCCACUGUAAAUAAUGAAUUGAUCAUGUAAAAGUAUACUAUUAGAGUUUAAUUUAGGUCGCUGUUCAAUUUGUCUUGAACCGCUGUUCGUUAUAUUGUGUAGGUACUGCGUUAAGUGGUAUAGAUAGAUAGAUUUAAAUAAAUAUAUUGUUCGUUUCAUAGAGGCAUCUUUAAAACUUGUGAUAUAACUGUAUCUAAUUAGUUUACAACGCAUAUCUUCUCCGAGGGGAACAAAAAUAAAUACAGACGUAACAUAGAAAGUUUGUCGUAUUUUACAUAAUAAUGAAUACUAAGGUAACUUGUGGGGUCGCCGGCUGCAGUUUUUAAUAUUCUCCCAAAGCAUUUACAUAAGAGCGGUUGGGAAUUGGGGAGUUGGGCGGUAUGCAAAUAUUUUCUUCAAAUUUAAAUGCACUACAUGGAAAGCCGUGAGCUCGUGCCGCCUUCUAAGCGCCCAAACAAAUCGGCGCACGCGCCGCGGGUGUUACCAUCGCGUUUCUAUUUAUUGUGUGAAAACCUACCUCCCGUCUUACGUGCCAAGAUACUUUCCUAUUAUCCUUUCAAAUGCAAAUAUUGCACUUUGGAAUUGUCCAUGUAUUUUAAAUAUUUGAUCCGCAAGCUCUUUACAGGUAUUGAAUUAUUUGCAUAUCGCUUUUUAUGUUAUUAUUUCUUCUUUGCUUUAUGUUGUUAUGUUUGUAUUUAUUUUUGUUCUUAAGUUUUAUUAUUUUUAUUUGUUUCGUUUAGAUUAUUAUGUACCUUGGUGCAUCGGCUUACUAGCUGACCGUUGCCUUGAUAUUGAAUUUGCCUCCAAUACGACUUCCAAUAACUUUAUUUUAAUUUUGUAUUAUUUAAGUUUACCUAAUUAUGUGCGAUCUGCAUUUACUGUUAUUCAGAUGAUAUUUUUCAAAAUAGUUUUUAAAAUGUGAAGUCAAGUGCCAGCCAGUGAAAAAUACUUUUACUUUGGUUUGACGAUAAUGAUCGUCAUUAAACUAGAGAAAGAUGACAAAUCUUGUAAACUGAAUAGUAUU